UUAGGAGAAGGAGGAGGUGGUGAGUGGUAGUGGUAUGGAGGAUGUGGUUUAGGAGGUUUAGGAGAAGGAGGAGGUGGUGAGUGAUAGUGGUAUGGAGGAUGUGGUUUUGGAGAAGGAGGAGGUGGUGAGUGGUAGUGGUAUGGAGGAUGUGGUUUUGGAGAAGGAGGAGGUGGUGAGUGGUAGUGGUAUGGAGGAUGUGGUUUUGGAGAAGGAGGAGGUGGAGACUUGUAGUAGUAAUGAGGAGGCGGCGGAGGGGAUGAGUAACGGUAGUGUGCAGAGGUUUCUGUAGGCAAGCUGAAGAAAGAGACUGCCAACACUAGAAGAGUAGCAAACACAGAGGCCAUUGAAGACCCCAUCUUUACUUCAAAGUGGGUUUUGGGUCUGCCCUUGGCCUUUGCUCUAAACUCUUUAUAUAGAUUUGGUCUUUACCUUCCCAUGAUUAAGUUAAUCAAGGUAAAAAAAAAAA
This is a messenger RNA of Rubroshorea leprosula, 466 nucleotides long. Lineage: Eukaryota; Viridiplantae; Streptophyta; Magnoliopsida; Malvales; Dipterocarpaceae. The record is from the annotation of a GenBank genome assembly.